GAUUGUGUAAUUAAAUAAUAAAACAAUCCUUAAGUCUGAUUUGGAGAGAGCUCGAGCGGGGUCCAGAGGGUGGAACCGGUGAAUUUUUCAACUUCCAAGUUUUGCAACGAAAGAAAGCGAGAGAGGGAGGGGAAAAAAAGAGCCCAGAGCAGAAAGAGAGGAGUUUGGAGCCGAGCGGGAGAGCGGGAUUUAUCGUUUGGGAUUUUUCAGGAGCGCGUUCCGAUACCCCCGGGCUCUGGGCAGCCGCGGCAGCAGCAGCAGCCUCCUCGCUCGGCCGGGUCAGACGCGGGGCGAGGCGGGCGGCGGGCGGGCAGCCGGGAGUGGAGGAGUCGGCGCGGGCGGCGGCGGCUGCAGCCGGGGACCGCGCGCCGCGAACCUCUUCCGCCCGGGAGACCUGCGCUCGCGCCCCCUCCCUCACCCCGGCCUCUGCCGGCUCUCCCACCCACCCCGCCCCCACCCCGGCCCUCUCCCGCGCGCGCCCCGCCACCCGCGCGCACUCGCUCACGCUCCCCCCUCGCGCACACACAUGGUCGGCUCGCGGCAAAGUUUCGCCUGCGAUCGCCACUCCGGGAUCCUGCCGCAGUGCUUGGGGCUGUAACCUUGAACUUUCCCAGCGCGGUGACACAUUCUCCUCGCUCUCCCUCCCGCCCUCUCUCCUGCGCCCCCCUCCCCGCCUUUUUUAAAAAAGCAUUUCAUCACCAACCACCACCCCAAUCCGACCCACACCGAACCUUCGCUCACCCCCUAGCCCCCAACAACAACAACAACAACAACUGCAAACAGAAAACAAAUCCCCAAACCCAGGCGAAAAGCAGCCAGCACCGGCGGCGGCGGCGGCGGCCUCGGCGAGCACGGCCAGCGCGCUCGGACUGCAGGAGGGUUAAAAGUGUAGAUUGGAUUUCACCCCGGGAAAUCUAGCACGCCGAGUGAACUUGAAUCUUUGGCUAUUUAAGGAGGACUGGGUUUGUUGUGAAGUUGCGGUGAUCCAGCGCAGAGCCCUGUCCUGAUUGAUCGCAUCGCGGGGCUCAGAUGACUGUAAAAUGAAUAGAUGAAAUUCUUGCUUCUCGAAGAUUUUCUUGGGCAUCUCCGGGAAAGUGCGUUUUAAGGCGAAGUCAUGAUGUAUUCUCCCAUCUGUCUCACUCAGGAUGAAUUUCACCCAUUCAUCGAGGCACUACUUCCACAUGUCCGUGCAAUCGCCUAUACUUGGUUCAACCUGCAGGCUCGGAAACGCAAGUACUUUAAAAAGCACGAGAAGCGAAUGUCAAAGGAUGAAGAAAGAGCAGUCAAAGAUGAGCUUCUCAGCGAAAAGCCUGAAAUCAAACAGAAGUGGGCAUCCAGGCUCCUGGCCAAACUGCGCAAAGAUAUCCGCCAGGAGUACCGAGAGGACUUUGUGCUCACCGUGACUGGCAAGAAGCACCCGUGCUGUGUCUUAUCCAAUCCUGACCAGAAGGGUAAGAUUAGGAGAAUCGACUGCCUGCGACAGGCAGACAAAGUCUGGCGUCUGGAUCUAGUCAUGGUGAUCCUGUUCAAAGGCAUCCCCUUGGAAAGUACCGAUGGAGAGCGGCUCAUGAAAUCCCCACAUUGCACAAACCCAGCACUUUGUGUCCAGCCACAUCAUAUCACAGUAUCAGUUAAGGAGCUUGAUUUGUUUUUGGCAUACUACGUGCAGGAGCAAGAUUCUGGACAAUCAGGAAGUCCAAGCCACAAUGAUCCUGCCAAGAAUCCUCCAGGAUACCUUGAGGAUAGUUUUGUAAAAUCUGGAGUCUUCAAUGUAUCAGAACUUGUGAGGGUAUCUAGAACGCCCAUAACCCAGGGAACUGGAGUCAACUUUCCAAUUGGAGAAAUCCCAAGCCAACCAUACUAUCAUGACAUGAACUCGGGGGUCAAUCUUCAGAGGUCUUUGUCUUCUCCACCAAGCAGCAAAAGACCCAAAACUAUAUCCAUAGAUGAAAAUAUGGAACCAAGUCCUACAGGAGACUUUUAUCCCUCUCCGAAUUCACCAGCUGCUGGAAGUCGAACAUGGCACGAAAGAGAUCAAGAUAUGUCUUCUCCGACUACUAUGAAGAAGCCCGAAAAGCCAUUGUUCAGCUCUACAUCUCCACAAGACUCCUCCCCAAGAUUGAGCACUUUUCCCCAGCACCACCAUCCCGGAAUACCUGGAGUUGCACACAGUGUCAUCUCAACUCGGACUCCACCUCCACCCUCACCGUUGCCAUUUCCAACACAAGCUAUUCUUCCUCCAGCCCCAUCGAGCUACUUCUCUCAUCCAACAAUCAGAUAUCCUCCCCACCUGAAUCCUCAGGAUACUCUGAAGAACUAUGUACCUUCUUAUGAUCCAUCCAGUCCACAAACCAGCCAGCCUAACAGCAGUGGUCAAGUGGUAGGGAAAGUGCCUGGCCAUUUCACUCCUGUCUUGGCACCCUCUCCCCAUCCCAGUGCAGUGCGACCUGUGACCCUGACCAUGACAGAUACUAAACCCAUCACUACAUCCACUGAAGGUGAGGCAGCUUCACCUACAGCGACCACCUACACAGCCUCAGGCACAUCUCAAGCCAAUCGAUAUGUGGGACUAAGCCCAAGAGACCCAUCCUUCCUACAUCAGCAACAGCUGAGGAUUUGUGACUGGACCAUGAAUCAAAACGGCAGGCAUUUAUACCCCAGUACCAGUGAGGAUACAUUGGGAAUUACUUGGCAAAGUCCUGGUACCUGGGCUAGCUUGGUUCCUUUCCAAGUAUCAAAUAGGACACCCAUCCUACCGGCAAAUGUCCAAAAUUACGGUUUGAACAUAAUCGGAGAACCUUUCCUUCAAGCAGAAACAAGCAACUGAGGGGAAAAAAUGAAAUACAACACUAGUUUAAGAAUUUUUUUUAAAAAAAAGGAAAAGAGGAAGACUGGACAAAACAAACAAAACAAAAAGGGAGAAAGGAAGGAAACUGAAGAAAGAAGAUAAUAGACCAGCAAUCGCAGCACUUACAAUCACUAAUUCCCUUAAGGUUGAAACUGUAAUGACAUAAAAAGGGUCGAUGAUAUUUCACUGAUGGUAGUUCGCAGCCCCUGCAAAGUAGCCUUUGUUACAUGAAGUCCGCUGGGAAAUAGAUGUUCUGUCUCUAUGACAAUAUAUUUUAACUGACUUUCUAGAUGCCUUAAUAUUUGCAUGAUAAGCUAGUUUUAUUGGUUUAGUAUCUUGUUGUUUACGCAUGGAAUCACUAUUCCUGGUUAUCUCACCAACGAAGGCUAGGAGGCGGCAUCAGAGGUGCUGGGCGUGACAGAGCCAUGAGCCAGCCAUUUUAUAAGCACUCUGAUUUCUAAAAGUUAAAAGAAAUAUAUAUGAAAUCUCUGUAGCCUUUAGUUAUCAGUACAGAUUUAUUAAAUUUUGGCCCUUAACCCAGCCUUUUCCAGUGUGUAACCCAGUUUGAAAUCUUAAAAAAAAAAAAAAAGAAAAAAAGAGGAAAAAAAGAAAAAAAAAAGGAAAAAAAGAAAAAAGAAAAAAAAAACAGUUUGAACACAAAAGGCUCUAUGGAAGAAAUGCCUCUUUGUAGGUGAAGUGUUAUCUCUGCAUGCAACAGUAAAAAUUAAUAUAAUAUUUUCCCCACAAAAGAAACACUUAACAGAGGCAAGUGCAAUUUAUAAAUUUAUAUCUAAAGGGGGAAUCAUGAUUAUAAGUCCUUCAGCCCUUGGACUCUAAAUUGAGGGGAUUAAAAAGAAUUUAAGAGAAUUUUGAACGAAUUUAUUUUCCCCCUCAGUUUUUGAGGGCAGUAAAAAGGCAUUAAAUCAAGACAAAUCAUGUGCUUGAGGAAAAAAAAAUUUAAUGAAAACACAGCACUUAUGUUGGUUUAGCUGCAGCCUCCUUGGAGGUAGAAUUUAUUUAUUUAAAAUUACUGGUUGCAUCAAGAACCCAUAGGGUGUACAAAAGGUUCUGUAAAAUCUGCAUUCUAGAGACAAAGAGGCAGGCAAAUCCAUGUCACAAGGGUAAAGCUUACGGUUUACAAACUGGGAAUGCCAGGGUGUAGGAUGUAAAAAUGCACUCUUGAGAAAACAGAUGUAAUCAGGGUGCUGAAUACUUGCAUGGUGCUUUCAGACAUUAGCCUUGUUCAACAAACUUCUUGUAUUGACAGAUCUGUAGUGUGCAUGGGCAGACACAUUUUUGCCUCUAUGUCUCUUAAAAUUUUAAUUAAAAAUACUCUUUCCAGUAAUCCUAAUUUGCACGAAGAUAUAAUGUCCACAUUACGUGCCUUGCCUUGAAAUCUAAAAAACAAAAAAAAAAAACUACAAAAAAAACCACAAAAAAGUGACAUCACUACACUUGUUUUGCUGCAUUUAUUAUCAUUUUAAAUCUUUACCAUUUUUAUGACAAAAUAUUUUGUACUCCAGACGAAGAAAAAUGUGUGACAUCAUGGAUUUUUUAGACAGUUAUACCUUUAUCUCACAUUUAUAAAGCAUAUCAUGGCUGUGUAUAGUUGCCGCUUAAAAAUUGUAAUCGACCAGCAAUAUUUUCAGUAUUUUGGUGUUUUUUCUAUUAACCUUUCAUGUUUUUCAUCUUCCAAUUAAUAUUUGGGGGGGAGGGGUUUCAAAUUUAUACGAAUUAUGCAAUACCAAGUUUUGCCUAUGUAGGUAGUGCUUUUAGCUGUAUUGGUUAUUAUAGGUAAGUACACAGAUUUAAAAAAAAAAAUAAUGUAUGCUUUUUUUGUUUGUUUGUUUGUUUUAAUUGACCAAAGUGGGUACUGCUAUUUUUGCAGUGUGAUGAGGUCCUUUUGUGUACUGAGAGAUGGACAGGGGAUUUUUUUAAUAUACAUAUAUAUAUAUCCUGGGGUGGGUGGGAGGAUUUUUAACACUUUACAGUGUAGCUGUGAAGCAGUGCACCCUGAGACGGGCCUGGGCUGCAAAGCGACUGUUCUGCCUACUGUGACAAACUUCAACUUAAACACAGCUUCCCUCUCUCGAACUCCCCACCUGGGGUGCAAGCUGAACUCAUUUCUGGUUUUCAUAACAACAAACAGAGUAAGAACAAGUGAACACAACCAGUUCUCCUGGAGGCAGACUUGGCUUAAAACAAAUGGUCUUAUCUUUCUGUUGUUGUUGUUGGGGGUGGUCGUUUUUCUUGAAAGUUUCGGAUCCACAGUGGAGAAUGAGCCUGUCUCGUAUUUGGCAAACAUAGUUGUUGAAAAGUACAUUGAGCACAUGUUUCGACUUUAGGGGUUUAACACCUGAGUCUACUUUCUCCUCUAAAAUCUGCCAUCCUGCUGGAGGGGGUGCUCCCAUAUCCUUUCCCCACCACUUCUCUUCCCCAUUUCAUUUUGUGAACAGUAGUCUGUGAUUUACCUGUGUCUCACUACUUCAAGUGGAUGGUAGUACGCUUGGAAAAAAGAUAUAUUAUUUAAAUAUCCAGAAUAUUGAACAGAGGGUUGCUAUUAUUAAAUGUAUUCGGACUUCUAACUUUGAUUAAAAUCAAAGUUCAAUUUUUAAAGAACAACAAAAAUAAAUAAAUAAAUCUUGUUAAGUUUUCAUUUUACCUGCCCUUUUAAACUGAGAACCCGAGCAGAAGGGAAAUAGUGAAUUUUAAGAAAUGAAUUUUCCUGUGGAUGAAUUAAGCCCAUUAGAGGCUGAUGGGAUUUUUUUUUUUUUUUUAAGGGAUGGUACCUCAAAUAUAUAUUGGAUUUAAUUUCCCUGGAGGGCUGGAGGGUGAAUGGAGGCUGGUUCUACUUUACUUCUCCCAACUGCCCCCCAGUUCCAUUGAGGGAAUUCAUUACUAGAAGGAAGCUCUUUUAGAAUUAGUGACGCAUGGUGGGCUGCCAUGAGGAGCCCCCUGACCCCCUUCCCCCAGGCCAUGGCCUAAUAAAAUAAACUGUCUAUUGUUCUCACAGCAUAUCAUUUAAUGAUGAAGACUUUAGAACAAUGCUUACGGGCCUGAGAAUUGUAUUUGAUUAGCCCAUUCAGUUUGAUAGCCCCAAUGCUGAAAAGCACAGCAGGAUCAUGGCAGUGCAAGUUCAAAAGUAAGUUCAGUCAUUUUUGUGAUGACUUGCCCUGGUAGAAAACAGAUCAUCUCAGCCAAGCUCUUCAGGUCUCCAACCUAAUAGGUGAACAAAUCCACCUCACAGGACACACAGUAUUUUUUCAAGAGCAGAUUUGCUCUCUUUUUUAAAAUUUUUGCCAGUGAAUGAGCAGCUCUAGCUGCAUAAGUUACACACUGUGGGUAUUCCUGCCUGCCUCUUGAAUACAAAAGCCUAGUUCAAGUGUUGCUUUUUUUAAAAUCAUUUUUUUUUUCUCCCUUCCCUUUGAGAUAAAACUCUUUAAAAAGAUCCUACUCUCUAUAUAAUCUCAAAUCCAUUUUGGCCUCCUUCUCUUUUUACCAGGAAGUAUCUUGUGACUAAGGGCCCCCCUCUUGCAGGUCUUGCACGCCCCUCCCCUCCCCAGAAUUGCAGAGCUACAGGAUGGUGAAGGUCACCCAAGGGCAUCAGUAGGGGGUGGCGUCUCCAGCCCCUGGCUCCAUGGCACUGUUCAACUUUCCUUGCGUUGCUUUGCAGCCCACCCCUCACAGUGCCUCUGAAGUGUUUCCUCUGGAGUAACAUGAGCGUUUGAGGGCUUGUCUAAGGAGAAGAAAAGAAUAAGGCAGUGAAGGAGACUGUACAUAAAGACAUGGCAAAAAUCGUAAUUAUAGCAAUAUAGUUAUGGGGUAAUGUUCGGGUGGGCAGCUCCAUUUAAAAAAAAAUAUGUGAAUGAAUCUGUGAAGCUGCGAGUAGCAAGAAGAGCGAAAGGUCUUCUUCACAAACCGCCUACCUUGUAGACAGUAAUUUGUACACUGUAUAGUUUUGUUAAGAAUUUUUUUUUAAAUUAAAAUUCCCAUGUUUGUAAAGCUAACUUUUUAACAAUUAUAAUGGAACUAUAUGUUGUUUCCAUUUUUAAAGUAAACAAGAAUAUUCCUUGUUUGGAGACUGGACUUGAGUUAAAACUCUCCAGGCUCUUAAGUUAUGUAUUAAAAAAGAAAAAAAAUCUGUCCAUGUUAGGAGUUAUUUCACAGAUUCCUGUGCUUGAAAAGCAUAGGAUACUAAUCCUUUAAAAAGUGUAAAUGGAGAAAAGUUAUAUUUUAUGAAGGUUAUUUUGUUGUAUUUAGUAUUGGAAAAGUUGGUUUUCAGAGCAUUUCAGAAUGUCGGAAGCACCACUGUCUUUUUAUUAGUAUAAACGGCCUUUAGCAAAAGUUUUUGUGAUUGUUACGUGAUGGUAUUUAAGGUUGUUUCACAGAGCAUUCAGGAUAGGCAGAAAAUGACAAAACAGUGCUAUGUCUCACAUAACGUGUCCUCAGGGAGCAGAAUCUUGGAUUUGUGACUUGUAGCUUCAUAAGGACUCAACAAAAGAGAUUGCACAGGGACAUUUCAGCAGUGUGACACCAGGACAUAUGUUCUUUACCUAGAUUCAAACUCUAUGUAUCGUGUGAAACGAUGAAGGCUGCAGAAAGUUAUCCCAUAUUCAGUGUACAGUAUUCAUUUUUAAUGAAACAACUACAAUAUUGCUGGCAGAUAGGCCCCAAGCAUGCCAUUCAAUAUAGUUUACAUGUUCCUGUCAAGGUCUUUGGUUAACAUUAACCAGCUGCAUGCUUCCUGGACUUUAAAAAAUUGGGUUUCUAUAGAAAACUUCUUUUUUUUUUUUAAUGUGCAGGCUAUUCAAGUUCAAUAGUAAAAGCUUAAAAUUGAAUGUUCUACUCCAUGCUGAAGGAGCUGAAAGCUACCUUCUUCAUUUUUUGCACUUUCUGGUAGUUCCCCUGUUUUUUUCUAAUUCCUUAUGAAAUUGUGUGGGUGGGGUGGAGCACUGCAGUUGGGGGGUAACAUGGACCACUGAUUUUUGCCCUUUGACCCUGCACAAUGACCUUUGCAUCAGCCAAACUCAUUGCCAUGACAACUCUUUGUACUGUGUCCGUGCCACAGAUCUGUUGGUGACAUUGUUCAUAUAGUCAAAGGGGACAAGUUGGAGACGGUCAAUUUUUACUUUUUUUUGUUGUUGUUGUUGCAAUUCUUUCUUCAAUGGUUGUAAGUAGUUUUUUUUUUUUUUUUUUAAAUAAUAAAAGGGUUCACUAGUUAAGACUCUUUAGAAAUAUCUGUGUGUUGCAAUUCAAAUGUAUGUUGAGAUUGUGAAAAGGCUUCAGUGGCACUAGCCUACCAGCACGCCAGCCCCAGCCUCUGAUAACUUUGAUUGCAUGAUCAGUACCGGUAAUAAACGGUGGCCUAUGUACACAGAAGACAGUGUGAGCUAGUGACACUAAAGCCGGUCUUGCAUUACUGUAUUUUUGACAGAAUGGUUUUGAAAACUGUGCUACAGGGACUGAUGUGGCAAAUAUAUCUUUUUAUGCAGAAGGAAGUCUUUUUUUUUUUUUUUUCAAGAAGUAUGGCUUAUUAUGCAUUCUUCAUCGAGGGCAUUGAAGUUGCAUGGACUGAAAAAAGUUGAUGCAAAACGAGAAAGAAACAAACAAAACAAAACAAAAAAAAAACCAGCAAAAUGUUUACCAAAAAACUCAAACAAAUGAGCAGUGCCUGUUCAAUUUCACAGUCUCUGUUGAGUUCAGUUGUAAAUAUGUUUCAAAUGACAUUUUCUUGGAAAAAAAAAAUAUCUCUACAACAUUGUAGAAUGUGAGGGGUAACUCCAUCCCAGGAAUAGGCUUCUCAAAGCUGCAGUAGAUUAUGUCUUCAUCAAGCUGUUAAUUUGUGCUUAUAUCAUAUAGAACUUUUAGCAUCCUGGGAAGAGAUGCCCCCACCUCAAUGAUAUUUCUCUGAGAACAACUUUUGUAGGACUGUGUGUUUCUUUAGAUACAUUUAGUACAACUGUAGGUGACGAGUAGUCAGUUAUUGCUUGCUAGCUACACACCAGGGUUGAUCCAUUUUAAAACUUUUGGCAUUUUGUCCUCAUGGGCCAUAAUUACAGAACCUUGUGUUUUAAUUAAAUUUUUCAAAAAAGAGGCACAUGCACAAUCUCCGUGUAACAAACCUUUAGCAGUAGGAUGUAUUAUAUGACAGUUACUUAAUUUCUGGCAUUCAGACCGCUGGGAUCAGCCUCAGAAGGGGCCAGAAUGUUAGCGAAGGUUUUAUUGUGCCCGGUUGGAGGAUAAUGUUCUUUGGGUACUUUUUGUGGGUUGCAAAUGAACUCAAUUGCCACAAGUUUUAAACUGGUGUAAAUCAAGCUUGACUUAAUGUGAUUGUUACUGUUAUAUCCAGCCUAUACUGCUAGCAGCUGCUCAUACUGCAGUCAAUUACUGGAAGCAGAUAUAUUUCCUAUGCAAAAACUGUUUAAACAAUAAAAUGAGCUAUGCUACAGA
Bubalus bubalis (water buffalo) is the source of this 9298-nucleotide messenger RNA. RefSeq names its product nuclear factor I B (gene NFIB). Lineage: Eukaryota; Metazoa; Chordata; Mammalia; Artiodactyla; Bovidae. The record is from RefSeq and is a predicted model, not a curated record. The transcript is spliced from 12 exons. Gene Ontology annotation, biological process: regulation of transcription by RNA polymerase II. Gene Ontology annotation, molecular function: DNA-binding transcription factor activity, RNA polymerase II-specific; RNA polymerase II cis-regulatory region sequence-specific DNA binding. The coding region runs from base 1115 to 2827 and encodes 570 amino acids. Gene Ontology annotation, cellular component: nucleus.